Messenger RNA from Symbiodinium sp. CCMP2592, 1302 nucleotides. Lineage: Eukaryota; Dinophyceae; Suessiales; Symbiodiniaceae. The record is from the annotation of a GenBank genome assembly.
AUGGCAAAGACGACAACUUUUCCAGAUUUGCUGCCUCGCGAAGCCUUGUGCGCGAAACUCGCGCAGCCGGUGCUGGAGGCGGUGCAGGUGCAGCGAAGGAAGCCGGGAGGGCCUCUGCCAGGGAAAGGGCCGCCGGCGCAGAGCGCCGCCGUCCCCUUGCCCGCUGUGCCGCUGAAACCCAGCGCUGAGGUUUCUGUUGAGGAGCGAAAGCCGCGUGUUCCUCGAGUUGCCGCUCGCCGCGGGAUAUCGACGGCUCCUGCGGAGUCUGCUUGGUCGGUGUCUUGCUCGGGCUCGCUCUCCACCUCCACGACUUCUCGCUUCUUCAAGCGUCCUAUCUCUCCAUCUACCGUCCGUGAGGCCGCCUAUACCAAGGAGACCAUUGGCACUGGCAUCUAUCGCACGGGAAUCGAGGAGGAGCUGGCGGAGAGAGACUCCGACAUAGCAGCUUUUGCCCAUCAUCGGUUUGACUGCGUCCGGCAGGCCGGAAGCCGCGAGCGGGAGCUCGCCGCGCGCUGGCGCCGAAGGCGUCAGGCGAAGGAGCCCCUUUUCAAGGACGAGGUCAUAUUCGAUUUUCGUGCGAUGGACUAUUACCUCGCGUCGGUCUGUGGGAUGGAAGACCCAAGUACCAUCCUGCAGCGUAAUCUCGAUUAUUGCGAGCAGCUGCCGUCGAACUGUUUGGACUGCCUUCCGCCGGGCAUUGACUCGCAGGAGGAUUUGCAGUGCUUCCUCGCCGAUCUGAGCCUUGCGCAGGCAUAUUAUUUCCGCACUGGACAACCCGACAGGAUGCCCGAAUGGCGCACCGAAUGGCUCUCGACUGUCUUUGUACCCGAACACUCGCCGUACGACACGCAGCAGAAAUGGGCGGACAGGCUUUGGUCUUGGCUUGCUGCAACCGAUGGACUGCUGUACAAGCGGCCCCCUGCCUUCGCGACACGGAAGGACGACGGCUGGCAGAUACUCGUCGAACACAUGCAGGGCGAUAAAAUGCUCUGCUUCAAGCAGAUACUCGGGGCGGCCCAGCGCAGGACAGACAGCGCCCUCUCCGCCGGACUCCAUUCCCCGCUGUUCGGUUCCCGACACCCGCAAUCGUGGAUGGUCGAGAUGCUGAACCGCGACUGGGAGGCCUACCCGGUGGCCGUCCCCGUUCCCUGGCAGGGCCACAUGUACUACGCAGUGUCGUCGCACAACGCGUCGGACUUGUACUUCUGCAUCACGAAGGGCCCCGACGGUGACACGAUCGACUUUCAGUGCAUCGGACUGUUUCUCAAGAAACUCGAACUUGGACCGGGCUCGUGGAACUAG